Trichomycterus rosablanca is the source of this 3473-nucleotide messenger RNA. It is a transcript of the gene cnot4a, whose product is annotated as CCR4-NOT transcription complex, subunit 4a. Gene Ontology annotation, biological process: protein ubiquitination. The coding region runs from base 178 to 2481 and encodes 767 amino acids. The record is from RefSeq and is a predicted model, not a curated record. NCBI's taxonomy places the organism in Eukaryota, Metazoa, Chordata, Actinopteri, Siluriformes, Trichomycteridae. The transcript is spliced from 13 exons. Gene Ontology annotation, cellular component: CCR4-NOT complex. Gene Ontology annotation, molecular function: ubiquitin-protein transferase activity; RNA binding; metal ion binding.
UAUUAAAAGUAGCAUUUAAAUAUUAACAGAGGACAAGUGAAUACAGAGACUCGAGCUGUUCAGGGGAAACUAUUUCCGGACUGGAAUUUACAGGACUAUCUGCAAAGAGGAAUCCCGGUUAGAUAAACUGCUGUUUUUUGAUCUGCUGUGAUUUGAAAGUCCCUGUACCAGUGCAAGAUGUCCCGUAGUCCUGAGCUGAAGGAAGACCUUAUGGAGUGUCCUUUGUGUAUGGAGCCACUAGAAAUUGACGAUGUCAACUUUUUUCCAUGCACUUGUGGCUACCAGAUCUGUCGUUUCUGCUGGCAUCGCAUCCGCACAGAUGAGAACGGCCUCUGUCCAGCCUGCAGAAAGCCGUACCCAGAGGAUCCGGCUGUCUACAAGCCCCUCUCACAGGAGGAGAUCCAGAGGAUAAAGAAUGAGAAGAAGCAGAAGCAGAAUGAAAAGAAGCAAAAGGUGACGGAGAACCGGAAGCACCUUGCCAGCGUGCGUGUGGUACAACGGAACCUGGUGUUCGUGGUGGGACUCUCACAGAGACUCGCAGAUCCUGAGGUUCUUAAGAGACCAGAGUACUUUGGUAAAUUUGGUAAAAUACAUAAAGUGGUGAUCAACAACAGUACAUCAUAUGCAGGCUCACAGGGUCCCAGUGCCAGUGCCUAUGUUACCUACAUCCGAUCAGAGGAUGCCUUACGAGCAAUACAGUGUGUGAACAACGUGGUAGUUGAUGGUAGAACACUUAAGGCUUCUUUAGGCACAACUAAGUACUGCAGCUAUUUUCUGAAAAGUAUGCAGUGUCCCAAGCCGGACUGUAUGUACCUGCAUGAACUGGGGGACGAGGCAGCUAGUUUUACUAAGGAGGAAAUGCAGGCUGGGAAGCACCAGGAAUAUGAACAAAAACUACUUCAGGAUCUUUACAAAGCAAAUCCCAACUUUCUACAAACCUCAACAUGUGGAGGGGAGAAGUCUAAAAACAAAGCAAAUACCACACAAAGGCAGAACAGUAAAGAGAACUGGCCCUUAUUACAAGGUUAUAGUAAACUAGCGAACGGUUUACCAACAGAACACAGAAAAUCCCCGCCACUUUUAGACUGCCUGACAGACUCCGAUCACAUGACCCCAGAAGAGCCAGACCCCGAAAUAGGAACAGAUCAGAACACAGGACUCCCACCAUUUCCUUCAGCUUUAGAACCUAGCAGUCCGGUUGACCAACCAACAGAAGCUGUUAGUAUAGGAAAUGGAGAGAAUCUACCACAGGUCCCUAGCAAUGACUCACCCUCACCUCCCCCUGGGUUUUCUAAACCCAGUCUGCCAUUACCCAUCAGUGUGGCAGAUCUUACAGCUCGAUCGCCGUUUGAGGGAGCACCAGCCGAGUCUCAGUCACUCUUCUCAGACAACAGUAAUUUUAGACAUCCAAACCCACUUCCCAGCAGCCUGCCCUCAUUUCCCAGUUCUCCACAGAGUGGUUCUGACUGGCCUAUGACCCCUGAACCCCAGAGCCUCUUUACCUCAGACACCAUUCCUGUGUCUUCAUCCACCGACUGGCAGGCAGCGUUUGGUUUUGGCUCCUCGGCUAAGCAGCAGCAGCAGCAACAGGAGGACGAUCUGGGGUUUGACCCGUUUGAUGUGACGAGGAAGGCACUGGCUGACCUCAUUGAGAAGGAGCUGUCGGUGCAGGAGGUGUCACCGCACUCCCCCUCUCUCCUACCUAACGGCCAGCAACGCCUUUCUUCGCUGCAGCACAGAGGCCUGUACAACUCGUUCAGCCGGCCCACACACAUGCACACCGGCCCUGCACGUCAGCCCUGGGUGGGUCUGCCUACUCGCAACAACCUCACACACUUGAACCAUGUCACACACGGCCACUUCCUUGACUUAAACUGCCCACCACAACACCACAGCACAGGCCUUGGUGGGAUCACUAUAUCAGCAGAAAACAGUGGCAUAGCAGAAAGUAUAAAUGUGAAAGAGUGGCAAGACGGCUUAAGGGCACUCCUACCAAAUAUAAACAUCAACUUCGGAGGCCUUCCAAAUUCCACAUCAUCCUCCUCCUCUUCAUCAUCGUCUACGUCAAGUGUGAACCACGUCGGGGCACUGGCAGGCUCAAGGGUCUCACACAGUCUGAGCUGGGAUGGCACAACAAGCUGGAUGGACCCAGCAAUAAUUACUGGUAUUCCAUCGUCCACCAGCGGUAGUUUGGACUGUGUGCAGGACGAGAACCCUCCUCACUGGCUCAAGUCUUUGCAGUCUCUGACCGAGAUGGACGGGCCGAGCGCUUCGCUGGCAUCUCAGCCUCGUCACUCGGGUCUGCUGGACUCCGCGACACGGCUUCCUCUGCACAGAGGCGGCUGGGCGCCAUACCUCCCACCUCCGUCACUCGCCCCCAACCACUUUCACUCUCCACCACCAGGCUUCCAGACUGCCUUCAGACCUCCAGCACAGACAGCCACAGACCUCCUACAGCGCGCCGGAAUGGAGCGCCACUAGCAACAAAACCUCACCCCUUCUUCAUCCCUCUUUAACUUAACUGUAAUAAAGCGUAAGGCUGCAGAUUAUCCCAAUCAUUAAUACCAUAAGCUCUUAUUUGUCUCCAUUUAACCCCCAAAAGUAAUCAUUUGUCUAUUUUUUGAGAAACACAUUAAUGAUCUUAUGUGUGGAAUGGCCAGGGUUAUCAUGGAUUACAUUAGAAGGUUUGUACACACUUUAAGUCACUUAAAAGUUAAACAAUCAUAAUAUUUGAUUCACACAACAAUUAUGCUUAACAAAAAUGAUAGUAAAUCAUUGUCAUGUCUCAUACAGUUCUUAACUCUUCCACGUUCCCAUUCUAACCUAAUACUGUGAAUAUUGUGUUGGUUACUUAACAGCAUCGACAGCAGUUGUAACUUAUAUGAAUGAGGAAAGAUUAACGGUUAUUUCAGACGAGUCAGUGCAAUACACCAGUCCCUUUUAAUCAUGAAUCUGAAGGUGAUGUUGCCUUGAAAGUUUAUCAAACUCACUAAUAAUCCUUUUCCAGUAUCAAGGUGCCAGUGUUUGUUCACAAAACCUUUUCAAGAACAAGCUUACAACUUUAUCAGGUUUCAGGCCGACAUUCAGGUUUGCAGACAUUUACACAAUGGUAAAGUUCUCAAGCAACAGCAAGGGCAAAUAGAAAAAACAAGACGUGUAAAAGUACAUCUAAUAAAAGGCCAGUAACAUCUCUUUAUACAGGGAAUCAAACCGUACAGAAGAACCGUCUGAACCAUCUGCUUGUGUGAUUUUAAAUUUUUUCAGAAGUGCUUUACUGCCGAAGAAAUUUGUUGGAUAAGAUAUUGGGGAACCAGCACACCCCAAGCAGUACAUCCUGUUUUUUUCUCUGUUUAAUUAACGUGGGAUAAUUUAAUGUGAAGUCAAGAACUGUGCAUCUAUUGUGGUUUCUCGGCACAGCAGUCAAAGUCUGUAUUAAAAAAGUGCUCCAAAAAAUAAAGUGAUGCAACAUCGUA